AUGGGUCAUCGACUCGUCGGUGCCGUCACGAGCAGCACCAAGCUUUUUGUCAUUGCUGGCAGGCUGUUUCGUCUUGUCGGCUCAUUCGACCAACGCCCGUUGACACCCGCCGUCGCCAGCCUUUCCUACUACGGCACCACCAACGAGGCUGCCGAUCUUGUCCAGGAUGGCCACAGCAUGAACAAGCUUUCCAUGGUAGUGCUGCGACGAUGUUUAUUAAUUCGUUUUUUCUUUGGAUCUUCUGCCGUGUGGGUGAUGGGCAAUGUCGACCCCGUCGGGCAAAUGAAAUGGGUUGUCGUGCUGCAGGAUAGCGACAUGCCUUGA
This is a messenger RNA of Metarhizium robertsii ARSEF 23, 324 nucleotides long. Its product is annotated as Esterase/lipase. The coding region runs from base 1 to 324 and encodes 107 amino acids. The transcript has a single exon. The record is from RefSeq and is a predicted model, not a curated record. NCBI's taxonomy places the organism in Eukaryota, Fungi, Ascomycota, Sordariomycetes, Hypocreales, Clavicipitaceae.